AUGGACAUCGCAGGUGGUGAGGCCCAGGCCUUCCUUGUGAAUAGUAAUGACGCCCUGGAGUUUAAGUUAGUUCGACACCCAGAGGACUUGAAAGAUGAGGAAACAACGUUUAAGCCAGAUAUGUCACACCAGGUAUUUGGGGACAACGAAACCAUUUUUGGGUACAGAGAUUUGCAUGUCAAACUCUAUUACACAGCUGGGAGGCUUACAACAUACAUGAAUGUUGAUUACAAAGAGAAGGCAGAUCCUGAUAAAUUUGAGGGUGUUGAAGCUGAUGACAUCCCAAGAAUCUUAGCUGAGAAAUUGCAGCCAGGCUUCUUGUCUAACCUGGACACAUUUGUUGCUAGUCUGAGCAAGGAGUCAAAGUUUACUCCUUACGGCGAGUUGAUCAACUCAUUUAAAACUGGUAGAGAUGGGAAUGAGCCUUGCACUUAUGAGAUUUAUCUCUGUGAUACAUCCAACUCAGAAUUCAUUAAGUACCAUGAACGACUCCAAACCUUUAUUUUGUGGUACAUUGAUGGUUCAUCAUAUAUAGAUACUGAUGAUUCCAAUUGGAAGUUCUUUGUAUGCUAUGAAAAGUACAAAUUGGAUGGUAAAACUAUGUAUGCCAUUGCUGGAUAUGCUACUGUGUAUCAGUAUUAUGCGUAUCCUAAGAAUAUUCGUCCACGGAUCAGCCAGUUUUUGGUAUUGCCUCCCUUCCAAAGGCAAGGAAUUGGAGCAAAUUUGCUUCGCACAAUUUACAACAAUUUCAAAGGCCAGGAUAAAGUUCUGGAUAUAACAGUUGAAGACCCCUCUCAGGAUUUCCAGUAUUUAAGAGAUUAUGUUGAUUGUGAAAACAUGAUGAAGUUGGCCAGCUAUCAGACUAAACAGCUUAAAGAUGGGUUUUCAGAGGAAAUGGCUCAGGAAGCAAGAUCAAAGCUUAAAAUCAACAAGAGACAGGCAAGGCGUGUUUAUGAAAUUCUGAGGUUGAAAGCAACUAAUAGGAAAGAUAAAGAAGAUUAUAGGCAAUAUCGGCUAAAUAUCAAGAGACGUCUCAACACCCCUUUUCAGAGAGAAAAGAAGACAAUUCUAAAGCUAAAAUGUGCCCUUGAUGAAGAUGAAUUGAAGGCUACUGAACACCUUAAAAGCCAAGAGCAGCGGCUUGAAAACCUCGAUCGUCAAUAUAGAGAGCUAGAACAAGACUAUCAACAUGUUAUUGAACGUUUAGCCUCUAGCCUGUCAUGAGUCUUCCUUUCCCCCAAUUUUUACAAUCCUUUCUCCGUACUUAACCUGUAGUGUUCUCAGAAUUAUUUUUUUGGUCAGAAUAUCUGCUUUACUCAAUCAUUUAUUUCCUUACAUUAUCAUUCAUUGGUUUUAUUGAAGAAUGCCGCAUGUUGUUUUAAUAUCUAGUCUGCACAUAUUAAUUUGAGAUAUGGUUAUACUGAAAUAGCUAAUUUUAACCUUGUAAUUUCUUUUACCCACACAUUGAUUGAUGUAUUCUGUUGAAGUAAUAAAUAAAAAGAUGAAACUGAUAA
Frankliniella occidentalis (western flower thrips) is the source of this 1514-nucleotide messenger RNA. It is a transcript of the gene Hat1, whose product is annotated as histone acetyltransferase type B catalytic subunit. The record is from RefSeq and is a predicted model, not a curated record. Gene Ontology annotation, molecular function: histone H4 acetyltransferase activity; histone binding. Gene Ontology annotation, biological process: subtelomeric heterochromatin formation. Lineage: Eukaryota; Metazoa; Arthropoda; Insecta; Thysanoptera; Thripidae. Gene Ontology annotation, cellular component: nucleus.